Cucumis melo (muskmelon) is the source of this 1434-nucleotide messenger RNA. RefSeq lists its product as uncharacterized. The record is from RefSeq and is a predicted model, not a curated record. NCBI's taxonomy places the organism in Eukaryota, Viridiplantae, Streptophyta, Magnoliopsida, Cucurbitales, Cucurbitaceae. The transcript is spliced from 7 exons. The coding region runs from base 257 to 1279 and encodes 340 amino acids.
AAUUGUCCUUGAAAUUGAGAUCAGCAUCUUUCAUAUAGCAGAUGUCCAGAAGAUUGUCGAGAGGUCCCACAAUCAAAUAAAUUUGUAGGUGACUUUGAGUGGUUGUGAAAAGAAAAUACCGGCAAUGGCUAAGUUAUAAAAAAUCUCCACCACUUAGUGGUGAUACAACUCUGUGCUCAACUGUACGUAUUGGGUGACGUGUGAUUGUUGUAUCAUAUAAAAGAAAGAGAGAAAGAAAAGAAAUGGUAAAUCUAGGAUGAGGAUAAUGCUUAUGGGUCCCAUGAGUUGCAGCGUUCAAACUGGGAUUUCUCCGAAUCUCGCUGGUUCCUUCACUUUGGUUUGCAAUCCCAAUCCGAGGAGAGUUUCUUCAUUCCUUCCCAGAAAUAGAAGUAGAAUUAGAAUUAGAAGUAGAAGUAUAAGUAGGGUCCUCCUGAUCAUUACUAAACGCCAUUUCAGCAAGAACAGAAUAUUUCAUUCUCAAGCACAACCUCCCCUACUUUCUGCCGAGAGAAGAUGGAAUUUGUCUGUGUAUGCAACCACCUCUCUGGACCUUCCGCUGCUUCCCUUUGGUGUCAAUGACGUUCUUGUUCCGUCGGAGAGUAAAACACUGCAUCUCUAUGAAGCCAGGUAUCUAGCUCUAUUGGAUGAGUCUUUAUUUAGGAAGAACAAACUUUUCGUGCAUUUUGUGUUGGAUCCUGUCGCUGUCAGUGACUCAUCAAGGGAAAUAUCGUUUGCAGCUAGACAUGCUUGUUUAGUUUUUAUUGAGAAUGUCGAGAGAUUGCAGGUGGGGGCAUUAGUUACCAUCAGAGGAAUUGGACGCGUCAAAAUCAUUGAGCUUCUGCAAGUGGAUCCUUAUUUACGUGGCAGAAUUUUAUCUGUGAGGGAUAAUAUUGUUCAAGAUGAAUGUUCGUUAAGUUCAAAAGUGAUGGACGUCAAAAACGUUCUUCAUAAUUUGAAUAGUUUGGAGAUCAAAUUGAAGGCUCCCAAGGAGGUAUUGUUGCAGACUCAAAUACUGAACUCACUUAAUUGGGCUGUAAAGGGUAUAUAUGUGGACAUUGAUCAAAAUUUUGUACCAUCGUUGGCCGAAAGAGUAUCGUUCGCAGCCUUCCAACCAAUUUCAGGAUCAACUAAAUCUGAAUUACAGAGUUUGCAGCUAAAAAAACUCAAGGCAAUGGAUAUGAAGAAUACACUUGAAAGGCUAAAUAAAUCAUUGAAAUUAAUAAAAGAAAAUAUUUCUACGGUGGCAGCCAAACUUGCUAUACAAUCAAUUGAAAUUUAGUAGUCUGAAAACUAUGGCUUGGACAUUCCGUGGUGAUGAUAACCAACCCCAAUCAUGAAAGGUUGUGAAGUUGUCAACGUGGGAGUUCAUUUUACUUUGUUGGCCAUACAUGCAAUCCUAAAACGUAUUUAUGCUAUUUUAAUUAUUUUGUUUUU